AUGGCGCCACACCUCUCUCGCAUAUCAACACAAUGCACGCGCUGUCUCCGCCUCCGCCCCGCCGCUCUCCAACGUCCUCUCCCAACUACAACAAUUCGCACACUAUCCAAUCACCCACGGCAUUAUGCCACUCCUGCGCCUGAACAAACAGGCACGCGCCUCAUCCCCACUGAUCCGUCUUUCAGCAAUCCAGUCGACCCAGAGAAUCCACAACACAUGAACAUUGCCCCCGAUGACGCCGAGACGGUCGAGGACCGCAAGAUUCGUCACUACACUGUCAAUUUUGGGCCGCAACAUCCCGCCGCACAUGGCGUAUUACGGCUGAUUCUCGAACUGAACGGGGAGGAGAUCGUAAGGGCAGACCCGCACGUGGGACUCUUACAUCGAGGGACGGAGAAAUUGAUUGAAUACAAGACAUACCUUCAAGCACUGCCAUAUUUCGACAGAUUGGACUACGUGAGUAUGAUGACGAACGAGCAAUGCUUCAGUCUGGCGGUCGAGAAGCUUCUGAACAUCGAGAUUCCAGAACGGGCGAAAUGGAUACGGACGCUCUUUGGGGAAAUUACUCGAGUUUUGAACCAUUUGAUGAGUGUGCUGAGCCAUGCUAUGGAUGUGGGGGCUCUGACGCCAUUUCUGUGGGGGUUUGAGGAAAGGGAGAAAUUGAUGGAGUUUUAUGAGCGGGUGAGCGGGGCUAGAUUGCAUGCUGCGUAUGUGAGGCCUGGUGGUGUGCAUUCGGAUCUGCCACUGGGAUUAUUGGACGACAUUUAUCAGUGGGCGACGCAGUUUGGGGACAGAAUCGAUGAGACGGAGGAGCUGCUCACAGAUAACAGGAUAUGGAUCGGGAGGACUAAGGAUGUUGGAGUUGUGUCUGCUGCCGAUGCGCUGAAUUAUUCAUUUUCUGGGGUGAUGCUUCGUGGAUCAGGCGUGCCAUGGGAUGUGAGAAAAAGCCAGCCUUACGAUGCCUAUGACCAAGUCGACUUUGAUGUUCCCGUUGGGGUAAAUGGAGAUUGCUAUGACAGGUAUUUGUGCCGGAUGGAGGAAUUCAGGCAGAGUUUGAGAAUCAUUCAUCAGUGUUUAAACAAAAUGCCACCGGGACCGGUUAGGGUUGAAGAUUAUAAAAUUUCACCACCGCCUCGAGCGGCGAUGAAGGAGAACAUGGAGGCGCUGAUCCAUCACUUUUUACUCUUCACUAAAGGUUACACAGUCCCACCAGGCGAGACAUACUCGGCUAUCGAGGCGCCGAAGGGGGAGAUGGGUGUCUAUGUCGUUAGCGAUGGUAGUGAGCGGCCGUACAGGUGCAAGAUCCGAGCACCUGGAUUCGCACAUUUGGGCAGCUUUGACCAAGUAUCAAGAGGGCAUCUGCUUGCGGAUGCUGUUGCGAUUAUCGGGACAAUGGACUUGGUAUUCGGUGAAGUAGACAGAUAA
This is a messenger RNA of Bacidia gigantensis, 1425 nucleotides long. RefSeq names its product NADH:ubiquinone oxidoreductase 49kD subunit (gene NUO49). NCBI's taxonomy places the organism in Eukaryota, Fungi, Ascomycota, Lecanoromycetes, Lecanorales, Ramalinaceae. Gene Ontology annotation, molecular function: NADH dehydrogenase (ubiquinone) activity; NAD binding; quinone binding. The coding region runs from base 1 to 1425 and encodes 474 amino acids. The transcript is spliced from 2 exons. The record is from RefSeq and is a predicted model, not a curated record. Gene Ontology annotation, biological process: mitochondrial electron transport, NADH to ubiquinone.